Prorocentrum cordatum is the source of this 1486-nucleotide messenger RNA. The record is from the annotation of a GenBank genome assembly. Lineage: Eukaryota; Dinophyceae; Prorocentrales; Prorocentraceae.
AGGCGCGCGCGCGCGCCCGUCCCCCCCGGCUCGCAUGUGGCCUCCUGUGAAUGGGGGGCCCGCGGCGGCUUGCAAUGGUGGACGGCUGACCCGAGCGGCGCCUCCGCUGGGAUGGACUCCGGCGGCGGAGACAAGGCCAAGAAGGGUCACAAGAAGGCGACCUCAGGGCGCAAGGCCAAGAAGAAGAAGGAGAAGCAGACGGGCAAGGUCGAGCGGCACAACCCGAAGGCCCACACCUUCUCGGGGGGCGUCAAGAGCGUCGAGAAGCGGGUCCGCCGCACGCUGGAGCAGCAGUCGAAGAAGGAACACGCUCCGAAGGUGGACAAGACCCCCGACAUCCCGCCUCCCUUCAUUGUUGUCGUGCACGGCCCGCCCGGCGUGGGCAAGACCACCUUGAUCCAGUCGCUGGUGAAGCAUUAUGCGCGCCAGCAGGUGGUCAAGCUGCAGGGACCCGUCACGCUCGUCAGCGGCCGCCAUCGUAGGCUGACGAUCAUGGAGUGCCCGCAGGACAUGGGGGCAAUGCUGGAUUUGGCCAAGGUGGCCGAUCUGGUGCUCCUGAUGAUCGAUGCAUCGUUUGGCUUUGAGCUGGAGACGUUCGAGUUCAUCAAUGUGCUGCAGGUGCACGGCUUCCCGAAGGUUAUCGGUGUGCUGACUCACCUGGACAGGUUCAACGACAACAAGCAGUUGCGGAAGGUGAAGAAGACGAUGAAGCACCGCUUCUGGUCCGAGCUGUUCGACGGCGCCAAGCUGUUCCAUCUCAGCGGCCUGCAGUACGGCAGGUACCACCGUCUAGAGGUCCAGAAUUUGGCGAGGUUUAUCGCAGUGACCAAGGGCACGGUGCUCUCGUGGCGGCAGAGUCACCCGUACAUGCUUGCGCUGAGAUGGGAAGACCAGACCGACCCCACCGAGCCUCCGAGCGCGCCGCGAAAGCUGGACCUCUACGGCUACGUCUGCGGCGGCCGGCUGCGGGAAGGCACGCACGCGCACCUGGCCGGCGCGGGGGACUUCCAGAUCGCAGCGAUCAAGUCCCUGAUAGACCCGUGCCCGCCCCCCACAGAGGUGGAGUCCCAGAAAGAGAGGGCGAAGGCCGCCGCCAUCGGCGAUAAGCCGGCCAAGCCCAAGAAGAAGAACGCCCUGCGCACGCUCGCCGAGAGGCACCGCAUCAUCUACGCGCCGGGCUCCGACGUCGGCAGCAUCACCGUGGACUCCGACGCCAUGUACAUCCAGCUGCCAGACCACCAGGCCGGCUUCACCAGGCAGGAGGGCGAGGCCGAGGGGCGGGAGCUGCCGGAGGCCGUCCGCCUCGUCCGGGAGCUGCAGGCCAAGGACUCCGCGCUCGACGCGCGGGCCCCGGCGCCCGCCGCGGCGCGCCGAGCGUCGCGGUGGACGGGCGGGCGGCGGGCGGCGCCGCGGAGGGCGGCGCGCGGGAGGAGGGGGAGGACGGUGUCCAGAGCGAGGCCGCCGAGGAGGAGGAGGAGGAGGAGGA